AUGCAUCGGGACAACCACGCGUACCAGCAGAACCACUUCAAGGAUUCAUGCGCGUACCAGCGAGGGGCCACCCCGGAGGAGUUCGCCCUCAACCCGCCGCCCUGCCUCUACAUGACCCGGCAGGUGCAGGCCGCGUACCCGCCCGGAGCCACCUUAGAGGCAGCCGACGUCUUAGCGGACCCCGCGUACGGGCUCCCUCUCCGGGAAGACCUCGGGAUCCCGCUGCUGCACCACCAGCCGCAGCCGCCCCAAGUGCCUCAACACCCGCAGCCGCUCACGCCCGUCGCGGCCUUCGGGGACGUGGACGAGCAGAAUCGCUUUCACCUACCUUUCCCUUGGAUGAAAAGCACCAAAACCCACUCCCACGCAUGGAAGACGCAGUGGACAGGUCCGUACAUGAUGGCGGAAGCCGAGGAGAGCAAGCGUACACGCACGGCGUACACGCGUGCUCAGCUUCUGGAGCUGGAGAAGGAAUUCCUAUUUAACCGCUACAUCUCCAGGCCGCGUCGCGUGGAACUGGCGCUAACUCUCAGCCUGACCGAACGCCACAUCAAGAUCUGGUUCCAGAACCGCCGCAUGAAGUGGAAGAAGGAGGAGGACCGGCGGCGGGCCAGGAGGGGCGAACCUGACCAGGACUCGGCCGUCACCUCCGCGGAUCAGGGGACGACGGGUACUGGAAUGGGGGCCUCGCCGCCUCUCUCUCCGGAACACCGGGCGGCGGACCGUGAGAAGACACUUUUUUUAAGCUAA
This is a messenger RNA of Nerophis lumbriciformis (worm pipefish), 750 nucleotides long. The record is from RefSeq and is a predicted model, not a curated record. Lineage: Eukaryota; Metazoa; Chordata; Actinopteri; Syngnathiformes; Syngnathidae.